CAGGCUGAGACAGAAAAGAAAGCUCUGGUAGAGGCAACAGCCAAUGAAAUCUCUCUGCAAGAUUUAAAGAUGUACACUGUGUACAAUAUCCGUGUAUUAGCUUAUAACCCUGCUGGAGACGGACCCAACAGCACCAUUGCCUCGGCUAGAACUAAUGCAGGCAUUCCUGGGAAACCUGGAGAGCUGUCAUUUCAUAACAUUUCCCUGGAUUCCCUCAAUGUGACCUGGACUCCGCCAGAAGAACCCAAUGGAGUGAUUGUUAACUAUGAGGUUGUUUACAUAGGUGCAAGUAAAACUGUCCAAGUAGAGACAAAUAGCAGAACAACAUAUUACUUUGCCAGAGACUUGGAGGAAGGUGUCACAUAUAACUUCAGUGUAAAAGCCAAGACUGAUUUGGGUUAUGGCCCAUCUAGUACCAAGGCUAUCACCACAGGCAGUCAGCAAGGUUCCCCUGCUGCACCUAUAGACUUGGAAUUGGACUAUGCAUCUACAUCUGUGACUUUAAAAUGGACAAAUGGGGCUGAAGGGGCAUCAGCCAUUAAAGGCUAUAUUAUCCAGUCCAAGGCUUCUACAGAAUGGUCAUGGAGAACUAUUUUGAGGAAGAACUCUGCAGGCUCUGUGGCUGUAAUCCCAUUUGACAACCUCAGCCCUAACAACAUCUACCAGUUCCGUGUGAUUGCUGUGAACGACCAUGGUAUCAGUGACCCUAGUUUGCCGUCCCAGCCUCUCCAGACCCCAGCUCUCAGCCCUGCCUCUGCAGCUGUGGAAAAGAUCUAUGAGCAGUGGUGGUUCUUGGUGAUUGUUGCCCUUUGUGGACUCAUCCUUAUCAUCAUUGUGGUCUCUUUACUCUGCUGUACUGCUAAGAGAAAUAAAGAGCCUCUCCCAGCAAAUAUGAAGGUCAUGACCCCAGUGACUAUGCCUCCAUCAGAAGAGGCACACAGUGUAGUGGAUGAUGAUGGAGGAUUCACAUCAUUUGAAAUGCGGGAAUCAAUCAGGAGAAGCAAGAGGAGUGUGGCUAAUGGAAAGAAAAAUAAUUAUAUCAGUUCUACUGCUGCCAUAAGGGAUGUUGCAGAAUCCAUUGCAGAGCAACUGUUAGUGACUAAAAGCAUCUCCCAAUAUAUAUGCAUGUACAUAUGUAUAAGUUUAGUGGAGAGACACAUGAUGGCAGCAGGGGUUUACAUAAGUUUUAGUCUCAUUGUAAGUUGGUUUUCAGUAGUGCAUGGAAAAAAAAAAGACCAGGAAAUAUUUGAGAUCAUUGAGAGUGACAGUGAGCCACCUAGUGAGAAGGGAAGCCAGGCGGCGGCCCCUCAGCCACACCAGUCCUCCAGUUUCAUGACAGCUAAUCCUUAUGUCAAUGAUCCUGUUAGACAGUCAUGGAAGAGACAGAAAUCCAACAGUAAAGCCUACAGUUACACAGACAGUGAACAAGAAAGUAGCCAUUAUGCAAUGAGUCUAAAUGGAGGUCAUAUAAUUAUGAACAAUAUGGCAGGUUCUCGGGCACCAUUACCUGGCUUCUCAUCAUUUGUAUAGUAUUGGCUGCAUUCUGGCACAAAAAAGGCUGGUCCUAUUUUGAUAAAGUAUUCCUAAAGUGCCAUGGGUUUCUGAACAAAUUUUUAAUGAAAUAAUUAACAAAACUUUGCACAAUGAUCUCAAGGACUUGUAGUCAUGAAGGAUCUGUCACAGAUGAAGCUGGAUUCAUGUCUACAUCAAGCAGUAAUAUCAAUGUAUUUUGAAAAAGGCAUAUAUUUAUAUAAAUUUAUGUAAGAUGUUUUAUUUUCCAUUUCAUGUUCAUACUGCAAACUACAUGCAGUAGCACAGAGGUGGUAAAUACAAAGUUGACACAGUCAUGUUUUUCAUUCAAACUGUACAGAUAUGAACAUUACAUAUCUUAUUUUAAAAUCAACAUAUGUAGUAUAGAGGUAGUAUUUUGAGUCUGACUGUACACUACUUAUGUGAUAAAAGAAGACAACUCAGCAAGUAAACUUAGACAAUAUAGCUUAACUGAAAUGUAAGAAAUGGGGGGAGAGGCUACAUAGCAUUGCCAUCAAAGUAACUGUUCUAUUAGAAUUGAAAAGAACUGUGAUUGUUUUAAAAAGCACACAUCAAAAUAACUAGAGAUCUAUGCAAAGAAGUGAUACAUCAUGAGAGGUAUCAUUGUUGAGACCAGUUACACAUGCAUAUCAACAUUUGUUGUACAUAUCCAUGGACUACUGAGUAUUUGAAUAUUUUUUUAUACAAGUUGGUUAUGCUGUGGUUGAAUAAGCUUAUUUAAAUGCAUGCGUGGCUGGAAUUGUUUUCUACUCUAAAUGAUUUUCCUUUUCAUGCUGUAGAAGAAUUUCCUAACAUGUACCACUGUAUCAACUUUUUACAUUCAUUAUUGAAUUUAACUUUUAGUACACAAAUUGAGUAAAUGAAAGAUGUACAUGCUAUUAGAAUUAUUGAGCAGUGUGUAUAUGCACACUGAAUGUGUUUCUUUCAUUCAACAUUAUAUCAUGAUUUGAAAAUAUUUAAAUUGCAUUUUAGAUAAGUACACAAUAUUUGUAUGUGUACAGGUGCUAAAGCUUUUUCUCUACAGACACGUUUUAUGUACCUCUUUUAAGGACAGCUUUAUCAGUAAGUUAACCUGGCAAUGCUUUAUAAACCCAGAUUUCUUUUACCUAUUCAUCUAUAUAAGGUACAUCUCAUAAAUGUACAUAAUAUAUAUACAUUUCAUCAUUGCAUUGUGAAAUAAACAUCAUUAUUUACACAUUGAA
This is a messenger RNA of Lingula anatina, 2753 nucleotides long. RefSeq names its product protein sidekick-2. The record is from RefSeq and is a predicted model, not a curated record. Gene Ontology annotation, biological process: homophilic cell-cell adhesion; synapse assembly. Gene Ontology annotation, molecular function: protein binding. Lineage: Eukaryota; Metazoa; Brachiopoda; Lingulata; Lingulida; Lingulidae. Gene Ontology annotation, cellular component: synapse.